Molecule: messenger RNA, 585 nt
Organism: Fusarium graminearum PH-1
Lineage: Eukaryota; Fungi; Ascomycota; Sordariomycetes; Hypocreales; Nectriaceae
Exons: 2
Coding region: 1-585 (194 amino acids)
Source: RefSeq, a predicted model, not a curated record
AUGGCAGCUGCCCUGACAUGGGGCAUGUCAUUCAACCAGAGACCAAAGAGAAAAUAUAGGCAGGAAAAGAAGGGAAGAAAGGGCACGGGCAUCGACUUUGUCCGUCCGUCCAUCCAUCCACACACGACUUAUCCAUCCAUGAUCUGGGGCUCAUUCUCGUUGGCGGUACCUACCAAGUUCAACCUUUCUCGCUCGGUCGCUCGCUUUGUCUCCCGUCCAUCGUCCGUUGAAUCUACUCCAUUGGGUGUUGGCACUACCUUGUCUGGUCGGCAUUUCCGCCUCCCUCGUUGCUGCUCGUGCCUCUUCCGUCGUUUAUCUCCUGGGCCCGUUGCUGCAAGCCUCAUCCCGGCCGCUCUCCUCCAUCCCGGCUUUCUGUUUGACAGGCCUGCAAACGCCAUCGUCAUAUCAGAUCCCCAGGACUCUGCCUUUCUACUUUCUACUUUCUACCUUGCAUUGGCUUGCCUUGCAACUGCAACGACAACUGCAACUGGCACAGACACCGAAAAGGACAUUGACAUCUCUCCUCAUACUCUCCCCUUUCCACAAAGUAUAAAGACCUCUAGACCUCCUCCCGUUAUCUCUUGA